Molecule: messenger RNA, 3660 nt
Organism: Formica exsecta
Lineage: Eukaryota; Metazoa; Arthropoda; Insecta; Hymenoptera; Formicidae
Gene: Neurochondrin
Product: neurochondrin homolog
Exons: 4
Coding region: 897-3134 (745 amino acids)
Biological process (GO): neuron projection development; regulation of neuronal synaptic plasticity
Cellular component (GO): dendrite
Source: RefSeq, a predicted model, not a curated record
AUAUAUGGAUACUCGCAUCGUGACAUGUCGCAAGAAUAGAAGUCGUAUCCUUUUACCCCUCCUCCUCGCGUGUAAUAUGAGCCGACUCCCUGAUAUAGCCCGCUUUCUUCUACGGUGCGGCGGCUAUUUUCGGCAUCGUCGUCUUGUACCCUCUCCAGGGUCCUAGGAUAAUCUUUUUUCGUUUUAGCUGCAUCUUCUGCUCGUAACUUUAACGCGAAUGUAUAUAUAUGCAAAAGGUGCAAGAAAGUGCAGCUAAAAAUUGACAUUGACUCGUGGAAAAUUCCGCAGCGUGGGCAAAGUUCGCGCGGACAUUAGUCACGCCUUGUGAUCACAGAUGAGUAAAUAAUCGAUGAGAUUCUAGAGGACGCAUGCGGGAGGUAUCGCUCCGACAUUAUUUGGUCGGAAGAUAAUUUUGAGGUUAUCAUCGACCGGAAUUCCCGAUAUCGGCGCUUCCAAGGAAUACUUUGAACGACAGGAGCAACUGCGGCCUGCGAAACAUGCACGUGUGUUCCACGCGUGUGCGAUCGUUCGACGGUUAUUUUUGGCCGCCUUGGUGAGUGUGUCAAAGGGCAAGGCUAGGCAGCCUCGAGAGGGCCGUUCUCCGGGAGCUCUGCCAGUUGGCUCUCGACUAUGCUACUCGACGGAUGAUAUACGCGAUAGCCGGUGACGCCUACCAGAGAACGACAGACGUUUCCGAAAGUCUCUUCUCGCUACGUCGUGACACAUCAUCGAUGAUAUCGUGAUACGUCGCGCUGAAAAAGUAAUAUAAAAAAACGCACGUCGCAUCGUCGGUGUUCAACUUGAAGACAGGCGUCUCGUCUUUUUCUCUUUUUUCUUUUUUUCUUUUUUUUUUUUUUUUUUUUUUUUUUUGCUUUGCUGUAAUAAUCGAGGACAUUAUGAGUAUACCGGAGGGCGUUGCAAAAUGCGUGGCCGUAUUAAAGGCGGUGGAUACAGACUCGGAGAAGUUUGCCGCGCUGUUUAUGGUCACCAAGCUCGUGGACGCCAAGGAUUGUACUCCCGCAGCCAAAAGGAUGCUCUUCGAAGCCAUCGGAGCGAAGUUCCUCAGAAAGUUGCUGUCUACCAAAAGCGUACCCAUGGACUGUCCGCCACAGGUAUACAAAUCUGUGGCAUUGUCCGUCCUUUCCGCGUUCUGCCGAGAACCCGAGCUGGCCUCUCAUCCGGAUAUGGUGGGACAUAUCCCGGCACUUCUCGAGAUAGUGUCGCAGGCUGACGAGGACGCGCCUGACGACACGCUAAUCAUCGUCAGUGAAGCCUAUACUUGCUUGCAAUGUAUCGCGCAACAUUCUCCUGGACAAAAAGCGUUGCUCGAGCAGAAAGCUGUUCCAAAGAUGUGCGACAUAUACGCGGAGAAGAGCUUUCAAACAGACGAGGCGUUGAAUAUCCUCGUCACGUUGGUCAACAAUUUCGGGCCGGAAGCCUGGGAUUCGACAGACACCGCACCUUUCCACACGAUAAUGAACAAAAUAGCCUUGGACUUCGAAACCGAUCACACGGAGAGGAAAUUCGAGCUGUGCACCAUCCUGCAGGCUCUAUUGCAAUCUUGCAGGAAGGAUGUGAUUUCUUUCCCAACCGCGAAGGAGGAAUCUUGGCCGCUAAGUAUUCACAAAGGCCUGAGCGAUAUUCUAGGAUCGAAAAUAAGCAAGAAGCAGCGCGAUCCAGCCUUGAAACUCACAUCUGUGAUGAUGGAUUUGUUGGGAGCGGAUUGGGCCAUGGCCGACAAGGAGAAACCAAAGAUUUAUUUCCUAUUACUCAUUCAAUUGGCAUCGAUCGAAGUCAGGAUGCAGUUGGAGGACAAACAGCUCAGGACUGUGGUCGCUAACGCCGAUUUGAUCACGGCAUGCUUUGUCAUUCUCGAGGUUUCGAUCAGCUACAUCGUUACGGAUCAGCUGGAUUUAGAACAGAAGGAAAAACAGUCAUUGUACACUGCCUUGAAGGGCGCCUUCGCGGCAGUUAUCGGUCUGUUAAGCUCCGUGUCGAAGAUGAAGGCGUUAACAGAUGUGAAAGAAAAGAUUUUUGUAUGCGCCCUUGUCCGGGUACUUACAGCUUGGCUGGCGCAAGAAACGAGCGCGAUGCGUCCUCAAGUUUACGCCGUGUUACCGUAUGUAUUGACGGUUGCCAACGAUACUUUUUAUGCUCAUCGAAACAGAAAGAUGGCUGAGAAGGCCAAGUCUAAGGCUAAAGCGGACGAAGGGACAUCGACCGGCGAACCGAUCGUUCAUGAUCCAAUGAGCGAGGUCGACAUACUGAGAUUGCUGUUGCCCGCUUUAUGUUAUCUGGCCGUGGAAGAAACCGCCAGGAAAAUUCUCCUUCAGCACAAGCAGGACGAGGUUCUGUUCGAGUGCCUAUCUUAUCAUUGGACUAUCGUGCACUAUAAGAAGCCACCGGUGCCGAGAUCGGAGCGUCUAAAACUUCUGCAAGAUGGAAAUCGUACGGAAGAGCUGGAUUUGCAUGUUUUGGAGGAAAUGAAGGACUCCAGAACCGCGAUGGUGUCCAUCUGUAACGUCCUGAUGAACAUCACCGUGCUAGAAUCCAAGUUGGUAGAAGAGUCGCCGACGUUCGUCUCACUGCUGAAGUUCAUCUACAAUAAUCUGCCGGAGUUGAAACAGAUCCCGGAGAAUCUCGUGCUGCACGGUCACUUGGCAGUUCUAGGUCUAUUGCUGAUGAAGCAACAGGCGAAACGUAUUAAGAAGAAUGAUUUCUCCAUAUGCCGUUACAUUCAGGCCACCAUAAGAUUCUUGUGGGAUGCGUACAUCAUCGAUGAGAGCAACGACCCUACCGAGCUUGUAGUCUCCAUGUCAUACAAGGAACACUGGAUGGAGUUGAUGGAACUCUGGUUUCUGGGUAUGCAGACGAUGGCUGGUGUGUUGCAAGUGAUACCUUGGCUGUCGCAGUUCACGGUAGAGUCCGGCUGGGUGGAAGACAUCAUUGAAACGCUGAAGCGAGUGAGGAUCGGUGGUCUGGAGCCGAACGUCAAGUCCGCCUUCGAGGAUCUGCUAUGCCACUUGGAAAAGGCCGACGACAGCGUCGCGCCGGUGCUGAAAAAGAGCGGCGCGUUAAUCGUCUGUCGGAAUCAUCGCAUGAUGGAGCUUGGAAAGCGUCUUUUCGGGGAUUAAAACUGAAAAUGUUACUAUUACGUAGCUUUUAUUGAUUUUUGUAUUGCGCGAAUAAUGUAAAAAAAUUUUAUAUAACAUUGGAAUUAAUCAAUCGAGAGACGGACAUUUAAUUCAACUUUUGUACAAAAAAGUAGCUUUGUAAGUAGCUUUUCUAAUAUUUUGCGUUUAUUUGAGUUUAGUAUUAUAUCUAUCUCUCGCUUCGAAAUACGUAUGCGUACAUAGUCCAGUGUAAAUUUAGACAGCAUCACGUCUGGAAAUAGUUUCCUGGCAAGCAAGAAAGAAACGUCUCAUUUGACUUCGCGCAUAUACGAAGCAACGUGUCCGCGGGUGCCACUUCGAGUGUCCACUAAUCGGCUCGAGUAUUUCAAUGAAUCAAUGCAUUUUCUAGCUUGCUGAGGAAUUGACACGGGAUUACGGCAUCCCGGAAGACGUAUCUGCCAAGAUAACAUCCGCAUAUCUGAAGCAAUUCAGAAAAUGUCCGGACAACGCAACUCUUACUCUGGAUGCUUGGCGCACCAUUCUCUGG